This is a messenger RNA of Nycticebus coucang (slow loris), 7611 nucleotides long. It is a transcript of the gene AMOT, whose product is annotated as angiomotin. NCBI's taxonomy places the organism in Eukaryota, Metazoa, Chordata, Mammalia, Primates, Lorisidae. Gene Ontology annotation, molecular function: signaling receptor activity. The transcript has 14 exons. The record is from RefSeq and is a predicted model, not a curated record. Gene Ontology annotation, biological process: actin cytoskeleton organization; establishment of cell polarity involved in ameboidal cell migration; angiogenesis. Bases 743 to 3964 code for a protein of 1073 amino acids. Gene Ontology annotation, cellular component: lamellipodium; bicellular tight junction; cytoplasmic vesicle.
CCGCCUCCCGCCCCGGGGCGGUGCUAGCCGCUCACCGCAAGAAGAAAAGCCACCGGUUCGUCCCCCUUCCCUACCUCCCAUCCUUUGCCCAGGAGCUGCCUUCAUUGCAGUCACGCCCCUUCCUUCCUAGGAGCUUUCUGGCUGCCUAAACUGGUAGACCCCCGAAUUGCUCUUCCAUCUCUGCUCUCUUUCGCCUCCUCGUCUCUUAGUUCUCCCUGCCUCCUCCCCGCUACCACCACCUCCAGUCUGUUUCGCCUCCGACCAUCCGCUGCUCCACCCUCCGGCCCGGUAUCCUGCCUGUCCACUGCCACCAAGGAAAACCGGGACUGAGCAGCGAGGAGGGGAGCAACCGGGAAUUGGGGCUUCCCCCACUGCCCAUCCCUGGCCGCCGGCCGGGACGGAAGCCACUUCAGCGAGCAGAAAGUCGUCGUCACCUUGUCUUCGUUGCCUUCAGGGAGCUGCUGAGGACAAAUAAGAUAACAGAAGUGAAAGAACUUUUGUCUUCUUAGAAGGAAGGCUGAGAAACAAAAGGGUGACCAGUGAUUGAACUCUUGGCGGCGCUUACCCUCAACCUGAGUGUUAGGGGAGAGGGAAUCUGCCGGUGCGGUUUCUGGAGCUGCUCAUAAGCAAGAAUUCCCUAUCCUGAUUAAGGCUUUAAGCCUAAAAGAAAGCAGAAAUAGGUCAAGGGCAGCCCAGGUGCCCAAUUUCUCUCUCUCUUCACAAGGCACCACCAGCAAUAGAGAUGAGAAAUUCUGAAGACCAGCCAAGUGGAGGAACCACAGUAUUGCAGCGUCUGCUACAAGAGCAGCUUCGCUAUGGCAAUCCUAGUGAGAAUCGCAACCUGCUUGCCAUACACCAGCAAGCCACAGGGAAUGGCCCUCCCUUUCCCAGUAACAGUGGGAACCCAGGCCCUCAGAAUGAUGUGCUGAGCCCUCAAGACCACCACCAACAGCUUGUGGCUCACGCUGCUCGACAAGAACCACAGGGCCAGGAGAUCCAGUCAGAAAAUAUCAUUAUGGAGAAGCAGCUGUCCCCACGAAUGCAGAAUAAUGAAGAACUCCCAACCUAUGAGGAAGCCAAGGUCCAGUCCCAGUACUUUCGUGGCCAACAGCAUGCCAGUGUUGGAGCUGCCUUCUAUGUCACCGGAGUCACCAACCAGAAGAUGAGGACCGAGGGACGCCCAUCGGUUCAGCGACUCAAUCCUGGGAAGAUGCACCAGGAUGAAGGACUCAGAGACCUUAAGCAAGGGCAUGUCCGUUCCUUGAGUGAACGACUAAUGCAGAUGUCACUGGCCACCAGUGGAGUUAAGGCCCAUCCACCUGUUACCAGCACUCCCCUUUCCCCUCCACAACCCAAUGACAUCUACAAGAACCCCACAAGUUCCAGUGAAUUCUACAAGGCCCAAGGGCCACCUCCUAACCAGCAUAGCCUGAAGGGCAUGGAUCACCGAGGCCCCCCACCAGAGUAUCCCUUCAAAGGCAUGCCACCCCAGUCUGUAGUGUGCAAGCCCCAAGAGCCAGGGCACUUCUAUAGUGAGCAUCGCCUGAACCAGCCAGGGAGGACAGAGGGGCAACUGAUGAGGUAUCAGCACCCCCCUGAGUAUGGAGCAGCCAGGCCAACACAGGACAUCUCACUGCCAUUGUCAUCCAGAAGCUCUCAACCUCACAGCCCUACUUCUUCCCUGACGUCUGGGGGUUCCUUAUCCUUGCUGCAAUCUCCACCAUCCACGAGAUUGUCUCCUGCUCAACACCCAUUGGUUCCAAACCAAGGAGACCAUUCAGCUCACCUGCCUAGGUCGCAACAGCACUUCCUCCCUACUCAGACUCACCAGGGGGAUCAUUACCGUCUCUCCCAACCUAGCCUAAGCCAGCAGCAGCAGCAGCCACAGCAGCAACCAGGAGAAGCCUAUUCAGUUAUGCCUCGGGCUCAGCAAUCUGCUUCUUACCAGCCAAUGCCAGCAGACCCUUUUGCCAUCGUGUCCAGAGCCCAGCAGAUGGUUGAGAUCCUCUCAGAUGAGAACCGGAACUUGCGGCAGGAAUUGGAAGGGUGCUAUGAGAAGGUGGCAAGACUGCAAAAGGUGGAGACAGAAAUCCAGCGUGUCUCGGAGGCAUAUGAGAACCUGGUGAAGUCAUCCUCCAAGAGAGAGGCCCUGGAGAAAGCCAUGAGAAACAAGCUGGAGGGGGAGAUUCGAAGGAUGCACGACUUCAACAGAGAUCUGAGAGAGCGCCUAGAGACUGCCAAUAAGCAGCUUGCAGAGAAAGAGUACGAGGGCUCAGAGGACACCAGAAAAACCAUCUCUCAUCUCUUCGCAAAAAAUAAAGAAAGCCAGCGGGAAAAGGAGAAGCUGGAAGCAGAGCUGGCCACCGCCCGUUCUACCAACGAGGACCAAAGGCGACACAUCGAAAUCCGAGACCAGGCUCUGAGCAAUGCCCAGGCCAAGGUGGUGAAGCUGGAAGAAGAGCUGAAAAAGAAGCAGGUGUACGUGGAUAAGGUGGAGAAGAUGCAGCAGGCCCUUGUGCAGCUCCAGGCGGCGUGUGAAAAACGAGAGCAGCUGGAGCACCGACUCCGGACACGCCUGGAGAGGGAACUGGAAUCGCUCAGAAUCCAGCAGCGUCAGGGCAACUCGCAGCCCACCAAUGUUUCAGAAUACAAUGCUGCAGCACUGAUGGAGCUGCUUCGGGAGAAGGAAGAGAGGAUCUUGGCCCUGGAAGCUGAUAUGACAAAGUGGGAGCAGAAGUAUCUGGAGGAGAAUGUGAUGAGACAUUUUGCUCUGGAUGCUGCUGCCACCGUGGCUGCUCAGAGGGACACAACAGUCAUCAGCCACUCUCCUAACACCAGUUAUGACACAGCUCUAGAAGCUCGCAUCCAGAAGGAGGAGGAAGAAAUCCUGAUGGCCAACAAGCGUUGCCUUGACAUGGAGGGCAGGAUUAAGACCCUCCAUGCCCAGAUUAUUGAGAAGGAUGCCAUGAUCAAAGUACUCCAGCAGCGUUCCCGGAAGGAGCCAAGUAAGACAGAGCAGCUGUCAUCCAUGCGGCCAGCAAAGUCUCUGAUGUCCAUUUCCAAUGCUGGAUCAGGCUUGCUUUCCCACUCGUCCACCCUGACUGGCACCCCCAUCAUGGAAGAGAAGCGAGAUGACAAGAGUUGGAAGGGGAGCCUAGGGAUUCUCCUGAGUGGAGAUUAUCGUGCUGAUUAUGUCCCAUCUACUCCCUCGCCUGUGCCCCCCUCAACUCCUCUGCUCUCCUCUCACUCCAAGACGGGCAGCCGAGACUGCAGCACCCAAACUGAACGUGGAACGGAACCGAAUAAAGCUGCAGCUGUCGCUCCCAUCUCUGUUCCUACUCCAGUUGCUGCUGCCGCCACUGCUGUCGCCAUCACUGCCACUGCUGCCACCAAUACUGCCACCGCUGCCACCAACACCACCACCAUGGUAGCUGCUGCUCCAGUUGCUGUUGCUGCUCCGGCUGCUGCCGCUGCUGCUGCUACGGCUGCAGCUGCUGCUGCCCCAUCUCCAGCAACUGCCGCUAUCGCUGCUGCUGUUUCUCCAGCUGCUGCUGCGCCAUUUCCAGCUGCUGCCGCUGCUGCCUCUGCUGCUGCUCCUGCUCCUGCUGCUGCCAUUCAGGUUGCUCCAGCUGCUCCGGCUCCGGUUCCAGCUCCAGCUCCGGUUCCGGUUCCGGCUCCAGCAGCAGCUCAGGCUUCUGCUCCGGCUCCGGCUCAGGCAUCGACUCCAGCUCCGGCUGCGGCUCCUACUCCGGCUCCACCUCCAACUCCAGUUUUGGCUCAGGCUGAGGCUUCUGCAAGUCCAGCUACCGGUUCUGGACCGCGUCGUUUGUCUACACCGAGUUUGACCUGCAAUCCGGACAAGACAGAUGGCCCUGUUUUCCACUCCAAUACUCUGGAAAGAAAAGCCCCCAUUCAGAUCCUGGGACAAGAGCCUGACGCAGAGAUGGUGGAAUAUCUCAUCUAAAUGGCCAGAUCAAGAGCUGCAGUUUAUCAGCAAGAAUGCUUUUAAUCAUUUUCCCCUUUUGUUUGUUCUUCUGUUGAGGGUGAGGACGAGGGUCGGGGGGAGGGGAUGUUUUCUAAAGGGACUUUCUAUUGGCAGGAUAGACUGCUUAAGUAAUACCAUAAACUCCAGUCUAUUCUGAUAUACUUAGGGAGUGCCUGUAUAGACAGAUUCAGCAGAAUGUGCUCUAAAGUAUAUUGUUUGGAUUUAUGCAAAUACUGGGACUGUUAACAGGUGGUUAUACACAGAUGUGUUCGAUGGGCUUAAAUUUGUUUAAAAUUUCCAUAUUCCAGAUCAUUUCUUUUUCUCGAAGAGCACGGUAUGUGUGGAAGACAGUGUGCAACAUGUAGUUUGGAAGUGGGAAGCUGGAGAGAAUUUUGAGCGUGCGCUGUUUUGUAUAGUUACUAUCCAGACAGCAGCCAGAGAAAGGUCUCGCCUCAGGCUCACAAAAGGGAAUAGUUUUAGGAACUCUGCAAGCUGGAGCAACGGUAGGGAGUUUGGGGGUGCAGGAAGGUUGCUGGAGCUAAUUUUUCCUCCCAGUUUCCCAGCUACCUUGCCCCAGGGGAUUGUGUUUGUCUUCAUUUCAGUGGUGCUUUGGAAGUGGAUUCUUUUAGUUCCCUCCUGGAGGUUCAUUCAUAUAUAUGCUCUGGAGUAAUUUAUGCAUUGGGAUAAUUAAUAUAUUGCUUUCAGUUGCUAGGAGAGUAUUAACGAAUGAUGCACAGCUUCCUCUCUCUUAGGGAGUUAGUCCAUCAGAGAGGCCUUGAUGGAGAAUUGCAUGAGGCGCUGUACGCAGACUUUUGUAGUCUGCCAUGUAGCCAUGAACACAGCUCACUUGCCUUUUCUAAGACCAGUUGGCUUCGUGCUUAUUUUUCCUACAGCACAGAUUCACUGGCUGGGUCACUGGUUUCAAGUUGCCAGCCAUUUGCAAAACGAGAACACAUCUUUGUUGACAGGUUGAAUGCUUUGAAUUUCUUGUGACUACCUUGAAAUAACUCACUUGGUUUUCCCAUAUUCUUAGCAUAUGUCUUAAAGGGCAUUUUUGAUCAUCACCUCCAAGGGACUAGCAUCGGAAGCCCAAAGUGUACUAUGCUGCAGUCAGGGUUGAGGGAGAGGCUGAUUGCAGCAGUAUCCUCAACUACCUCUUCUCACUGCCAGUGUCUCCAUCUUGGAAUACCUUUGGGAAGCAGCAGGAAAUGUGCAUGUAGGUGGGGACCAAAGGAGACAAUGAUUCCAAGCCUUACCAUUGGGCUUUCUCCAUGGACACAGAGAGAUGCCAGUUGCCACAGGUCCCUGCUCUGUGUCACCUCUCUGCCCUUCACUAAGAUGACAAAUCUAGAGAUAGCAUCAUUGAGAUAAGUUUUCAGGGGUAAAGGGAGGGUGGGGUGGUGUUAGAUAAGGGUGGGGGGGUUGAAGCUUGGGGCUGUGUUAGUUAGAAACCAGAUUAAUAGAAGAGUAGGCCUGAUAUAUUCCAUCUUGAGCCAUAGUGACAGGAAGGGACUUGGCAGUAUAGCCCUCCCCCCUCAUUUUAGUGUUGAAGAAUCUGAGACUUGGAGAGGUUCAGUGACUUUUUCAAGGACACACAGCAUAGUUGUCCACUCUGCCAAUUACCAUGCUUAUUUUGGGAAACUCUUAUUUUUAGAAAAGCCCAUUUUAUGAAAAGGCACUUUUGUGGUCCAGGGCAUGUGUAUGUUGUAAAAGGUCCCUGCCUUGAGUAGUUUGUCCAGGGUUCUGAAACCACUGUCUUGCCUCUCCUGCAGUGCCUUGUGCAAGGUUUUCCUUUGUCUGCAUUUCAACAUUGAGUCACAUUCAAUGUCCCCCACCCAAGUAAAUCGACCCCACUUCUUUUCUCACAAUGAGUGUGUGUCUCAGAUCAUCUCAUGAGAUUCCUCUGUGGGUAUCGAAGUGGUGUCUUUCCUGAUAUCUUCCAAAGGAAUUACCUUGUGUGUGUGUUUAGGAGGGGAAGAUAAGCCAGAGGGUGGUAUAAUUUUCAGUCAGUCUUUUCACAUUUUCAAUAAUGACAUGAUCAUCCCACGUACGCUGUAGUCCUCAGUAUAAAGUUAUUCCCAAAUAGAAAUUAAAAGUGUAGUUGUGUUAUAAUAAUUCAUUCAGUAUGAUCCUUUAGUCAUAAGGAGAAAGAAAAACAAAAAACAAAAACUCAAGUAGUAGAAGCAACAAGUGGCAAACUUCAGAAGAGCCUCUUUCUAUCAACUAAUAAGGAAAAAUAAAAACAAACUUUUCAUCUGCCCCUUUCAUGGUUAUAACUCAUUGCCAGAAUGUUUGCCAGCUUUGGGAGCCAUGAUUUCAAUCACAUUCUGUAAGGUGACAAUUGUCAUACAUUCCACAUUGUGUGGCAGCCAUCUCUUUAGACCAUGUGUUUUGGGAAAAGGAGGAAGUUCUUGCCUAAGUACUACUUUGAACUUUCUAGAACAUCUCUGUCCUCUCACACCAGAACCAGGUAAUUUGCAAGAAUAACAUUGCACAUCUAAGAGAGGGAAGAAUACCGUAUCGGUGGAGUAGAAAGGUGCAGCCUUUUCAGAAAAUCUCUACUAGUUUUCAUUUUAAAAAUCCAGCUUUAUGGUAGAAAUCGCUAGUUGGCCACCUUUUUUCACGUGUGUAGAUGUACUAUUUGAGGAUCUUUCUGGACUCCUACCUAUCUAUCUAUGCAGGACAAGAAGGUGACAUUGUUGUCUUAACUUGUAUUGCUUGGUAGUCUCUGAGGACCUUCUAAUUCAUCUGUACCCCGGUGUCCAAUGUAAAGAAAAACUUCAUUAGAACAAACUUUACUUGAUAUAAAAUUCCUAUUAAUGAUUUUUUAAAAUAAAGGUAGUUGAGCUUUCUUUUAAAAUUACGUAUCUUGAUUGUUGAUUUAAUGAAGGAUUUACUUUCAAUGCUGCUUUUGAGCUUCAGGGUGACAGGAUAGCAGGAACCUGAACUAUCUGCCAUCUUCUGCCAUAGGAAACAUACCGGGAGACCCAUCAUGUUCCCUUUCUGUUGUUACCGGGUGGGUGGGUAUAAAGACUGGAAAAUAAACAAACUGAUUGUGCAAACUACUUUGUAUGAAAAGCCUAAACACUCAUAAUGUGGCAGCUUAAAGUGUAUGCAUAUGCACUAACUGUGAUCAAUUAUAUUCUCAUGUCUGUUAGCCAUAUUGUUAUCUCAAUUACUCAUUCACAUAUGGAAAAUGUUACUUAAAAUAUGUGCAUUCUUACUGAAAAUGUUGGGAAAGGAAGGCAUCAGCUGUGGGCUAAUUGCCACCCAUUUCAGCCGGCCACAAUCCUUGGAAAUAUAUCUUCCAAGUGCCAUCUAUCAUCGGUAGGACAAGUGUCGGGAGUUUGUUUAUUUUUUUCCGGUAGCAACGAUGGGUUACAUGUAGCCAUCAAAACCUCCUUCUGGCCUCCCUUGUGAUUAAUGGCAUGUGUUUGUAAAAUGGAAAGCUGGGGUGGGCAGAUGGCUAGAGAAGAAUCGCCUUUGGUUUAAAAUGUAUGUGGUGCCAUAAUGAUUGUGACUCCAUUCUGUAAUCAACUGAGCUAGUUUCAAUAAAAUUAAGCAGGUUUAAAUCCACUUUGUGCCUAUCUUUUCACUGAAAAUAAAGUUAGCUAUUUUAAAAUGCA